Messenger RNA from Mesocestoides corti, 969 nucleotides. The record is from the annotation of a GenBank genome assembly. Lineage: Eukaryota; Metazoa; Platyhelminthes; Cestoda; Cyclophyllidea; Mesocestoididae.
AUGAUGCGGCUUGCUUUUAACCAUGGAUCGUGGGAUCCAACAUAUGGGGAGCUGGUCCGUCUCUUCAGAUGCAUAUCCUCCACUGAUCAGGAAAAUGCGCUAAAAUUUGUGUACAGACGGGACGUCAAGUCGUAUUUGGCUGCUCGUCUCUUGACCAUCUUUGUCGCAAAGCAUUGUCUUGGUUUAGAUCCUGUCGAAGUGACUGUGGAAAGGGACCCGAAUGAUCGUCCUGGCCUUUCCAAUAAGCCAGACUUCGAUUUUAAUCUCUCACACAAUGGCGAUUUUACGGUCCUAACUUCAUGCCACAAGAUGAGGACAGGCGUAGAUGUCAUGCGCGUAGAACUUCCACCUGCCUCGUCAUCUGUCAACGAAUUUCUGCACAAAAUGAGGUCGCUUUUUGCACCUUCCGAGUGGUACUCUCUGAACAAUCCAGUCCUAGGCGCCAACGACAGGAUGCGCAGGUUUUAUCGGUUUUGGUGUUUAAAGGAGGCCUUCGUGAAGAACACCGGCACGGGACUGCGAGUGAACGUGUCCACAGUCCAGUUUGAUCUUACAGCAACCAACCCGAAGUGCACUCAUCCCGGGCUGGUGGAUGGCGAGUGGGUUUUUGAGGAGCAUCAGUUGCCCAACAACCAUGUUGCCGCGGUGAGCUGGCACAUGCCUGGGGCUCAGGAGGCAAUACCGGCACAGCCCGGUAGCGCGGACCAAUCACGCAGUUCGUUAAAGUUAUUUGGCCGGGUCAUUUCACUGGCUAAAUUUGUGCCUUUUGGCCACGAAGGUAAGAGUUCUGAUGAUACCUUGGUUGUCGAAUUUAAUGAACUGUCAAUUGCCUACGAACCCUUCCGGGAGCUUUCUUUUAAUCAACUACUCGAAGACCUAAAUCCAUGGAACGACGUUUCAGAGACGUUCUGGCCUACCUAUUGUUCCAAGGAGUUGAUUCCACCUUCGUCUCGCACACAAUUAGUGUAA